GCUGUUGGUUCUGGAAAACCCAGGAGUCAGAGACAUCCUCGGCAGCACCUACCGACGGGUGGAUCUGAAGCUGGGCCACUCAGCAGGCACAUCGGUCACGGGCUCGAGAUUGCAGCAGCUCAAGCAGACGCUGAUGGAGGGACUUCGUCCCGGUUCUGGCGAUGGCUUCUGCCUGGAGCGCUUCCAGGGCGGACCUGCUUCAUUGGAAUCUGCAGAUCCGCUUCUGGAUGUUGGUGGAGACAUGCUGAAAAGCGAGGCAAUCCGACACAAGGCGCGGAAAGCCAUGUUGCAGCGACUGCCCGGUCCAGAUGUGCUAAUGUACUUCGUGGAUUUGCAGAAGCUGAGCUCGUCAACGCCAGGUGAGUCGGCGAUCAUGACCGAGAAGCUUUUGAGCCAGUUGGUUCUUCGCCUGGCGGGCCUCGCAGUGGCUUGCCGUAGGGCUCCGGCACCGCAGCUCUGGCUCGGAACAUCUUUGGCCCUGUCGUUGGACACGGGCGCUAGCGUUGUGCCCCCGCAGGCCACUGUGAAGCUGUUCGGCUGGGGGCAGGCCCAGCUUUGCCUCG
Symbiodinium sp. CCMP2456 is the source of this 563-nucleotide messenger RNA. The record is from the annotation of a GenBank genome assembly. NCBI's taxonomy places the organism in Eukaryota, Dinophyceae, Suessiales, Symbiodiniaceae.